UCACCCUUUUUCUGUGCUCAAAUCUCUUGGCUUUGUUCGUCUCUUGCUCUGUUUCGCUCUUUCUUCUCCUCGGCUCAACCAUUCUUCUUCCUCCUCCUCUUUAGUUUCUGCUGCUCCUUUUCAUUAUUCUCCCUCUCCGUCUCUCUUUUUUCUCGCUCUUUCUUUCUCGGAAAAAAAAAAUCAAAGAAAAAUGUCGGCAGAUUCUGUCGUUGGUAUUGGAUGGGAUGUCUUGAAGCGCUAUGUAAUUGUUCCCAUCGAACGUGGAUUCGGAUACGUGAUCUCCUCCAAGAGAUUCGCCAACAAUCUUCGGGGGGGAGUCCAGGAUCUGAAGAACGAGGUUCAGAGGGUCGAGGUUCUUGCGGAACAGGCUAGAAACAAUGUUCGGAAAUUCAACGAUGUCUUCACGGCGUGGGAGGCAAAUGCUGGCAAGGCCUUGGAGGAGGCGCGAGAGCUGUUGGACGAGUUCGAAAAGGCGACCAAGACUUGCUGCUACGGGACUCUUCCUGACCCCAGAUCUCGCUACCAGUUCAGCAGGAAGGCUGAGGACAAUAUCGAGGUCAUUAAUCAACUCACUAAAAAAUGCAACAGAUUCAACGGACUGGACGACAUCUCCUUCAUCGAUCCUGCUUUGGGGAAUGUCGCUGCCUCGAAUCCGGCCAGGAGAGAAGGCAAAGAUGUUGUUCAGUCGACCACUGCGACAGGUUCUGCUUCUUUUGUGUCAACGUCGAUGAAGCUUAGGGACGGUGGCGUCUUUGAAUCCAGAGCUAUGAUGAUACAGAACAUCAUGGACGCUCUUGCUGAUAACGGCAAUAACGUGGUCGGGAUUUACGGGAUAAGUGGGGUCGGCAAGUCCACCCUUUUGGCGGAUACCGAAAAAAUAAUAAGGGAAGAGAAGUCCUUCGAUCUGGUUGCUCACGCCGACGUGUCCGAACAUCAAGACAUCAAGAGGAUUCAAGAAGAGAUUGCACACAAGUUGGGCCUAAGUGGCCUAAAGAAUGAAGAGUAUGUCAGCGUGCAAGCAGAACUUCUUCACGGGAGGUUGAAAGUCGAGGAGAGGAUCAAAAAGAAGGUCCUCAUAAUACUAGACAACCUUUGGAAGGGGCUCGACUUGAAAUCAGUCGGCAUUCCUUGUGGACCUGACAACAAAGUCAUGGGAUGCAAGUUGUUGUUGACGUCGAGAGAUCGCGAUGUUUUACCGAGGGAUAUGGGCUGUGACAAGGACUUCCACCUUGGUGGGCUGAAGGAGGAAGAGGCAAAAAGAUUGUUUGAGAGGAUAGUUGGAGACAAAAGCUCAUGAUGAUAAGUUCAAACCUUGGGUGAAAGUAGCACUCGACAAAUGUGCAGGUGUGCCUUUCUUAAUCAUUGCAGUGGCAAAGCGUUUUAAAGACGCCGGUUUAUCUGAAUGGAAGGACACUUUGAAAAAAA
Molecule: messenger RNA, 1425 nt
Organism: Eucalyptus grandis
Lineage: Eukaryota; Viridiplantae; Streptophyta; Magnoliopsida; Myrtales; Myrtaceae
Product: disease resistance protein At4g27190-like
Exons: 2
Coding region: 191-1297 (368 amino acids)
Molecular function (GO): ADP binding
Source: RefSeq, a predicted model, not a curated record